AUGCGCAACAAGUGGAAGGGUGGAGGCCGCUUCUUUAUCGGCGAGGUUCUUGACCUCUACACAAAAGGGUCAGGUCGACAUUGUUCCGUGGAUACGGUGGACAAAGCUAGUGACCUAUCCUAUCUCUCUCUCCGUGUCUAUCUUCCUUUGAGUCUUUCUCAGGGCGUCUACGACGAUGAUUCCGACAGCGAAGAUUCUGAAGAUGAGCCACCAGAGUUCUCCUGCCAUUACAGGUCUUUUGAGCUUCAUACACAUGGUAAAGGCUCCUCACUCUUGUACAAUCUCGGGCCGCACAUCUUUAAGACUCUCGAUGCCGAUCCGCUUCGAUCAGUGCUCAAACCCGUCGUUGCAUCAAGGUGGCGAGGCGAGCAUUCACGAAGCCGGUGGUGA
This is a messenger RNA of Stereum hirsutum FP-91666 SS1, 390 nucleotides long. RefSeq lists its product as uncharacterized. The coding region runs from base 1 to 390 and encodes 129 amino acids. NCBI's taxonomy places the organism in Eukaryota, Fungi, Basidiomycota, Agaricomycetes, Russulales, Stereaceae. The record is from RefSeq and is a predicted model, not a curated record. The transcript is spliced from 2 exons.